GUGGCAUUGUGGGCUUAGAUUUUUUAUAGUAUCCAAAAUGGCAGCCAGUCUGGGCUGGCGUAGUAUAUCUUUAAUACCAUUUCACUAUACUAAUAAUUUGUGUGCAAACUAAGAACUUAAUAUGGAUGUAAGCAGCGAAAGAUCAUCUGGUCGGAAUGACUUUUUCGUUGGCGGGAAGUAUCGAUUAUUGCGGAAAAUUGGUAGUGGGUCGUUCGGUGAUAUUUACUUAGGAAUCAACAUAACAAAUGGCGAGGAAGUCGCUGUUAAAUUGGAGCCAGUCGAUGCUCGCCACCCUCAACUUCUAUACGAAAGUAAACUCUAUAAAAUCUUGCAAGGAGGUGUCGGCAUUCCUCAUGCUCGUUGGUGUAGCCAGGAUAGAGAUUAUUAUAUCCUUGUUAUGGAUUUAUUAGGGCCGAGCCUUGAAGAUUUGUUCAACUUCUGUUCAAGGCGAUUUACCAUGAAAACUGUUUUAAUGAUUGCGGACCAGAUGAUAGGGCGUGUCGAGUAUGUUCAAAACAGAAAUUUUAUUCACCGAGAUAUUAAGCCUGACAAUUUCUUGAUGGGAAUUGGACGUCACUGUAAUAAGGUAUUUAUGAUAGAUUUUGGUUUGGCUAAAAAAUAUCGCGACGGUAAGACACGCGUACAUAUUGAAUAUCGUGAAGAUAAAAAUUUGACCGGAACUGCUCGUUAUGCUAGCAUUAAUGCUCACUUGGGAAUCGAACAGAGUCGUAGGGACGAUAUGGAAUCCCUUGGCUAUGUCUUGAUGUAUUUCAAUCGUGGUAGCCUUCCUUGGCAAGGUCUGAAAGCGGCGACCAAAAAACAGAAGUAUGAGAAGAUAAGCGAGAGGAAAAUGUCUACUCCCGUCGAAGCCCUGUGUAAAGGUUUUCCUGCAGAAUUCGCUAUGUAUUUGAAUUAUUGCCGUGGAUUGCGUUUUGCCGAAGCUCCCGAUUAUAUGUACCUCAGGCAGCUUUUCCGCAUACUUUUUCGUACUCUUAAUUAUCAGUACGAUUAUACAUUUGACUGGACAAUGUUGAAACAAAAAGCUACAAGCAACGUACAGCCACCACAAACUGCAAUUUCGAAUGUUCGUUAGAAUAGCUUGCAAUAACUUUUUGAAGAAAGCUUCGAACGAUGUCUUGAUAUGAAAAAAAAAAAGCACCAAUUUUUUUUUAAAUACCAGUCUCGUGUGUCA
Messenger RNA from Octopus bimaculoides (California two-spot octopus), 1192 nucleotides. Its product is annotated as casein kinase I pseudogene. The record is from RefSeq and is a predicted model, not a curated record. Lineage: Eukaryota; Metazoa; Mollusca; Cephalopoda; Octopoda; Octopodidae.